GGUAAGAAAGACGAGAAAUCAAGUUGGCUCUUUCCACCACCUUAACAGGCUGUCUGAAAACAGAUUUUAGAAUGAGAUAUUAUAGGUUAGCAAAAUAUCUACUCCUAGCUGGAUUAAUGGCUUUUUUAGUGGAAACCCUUUUGAACAUCGUAUAUGACUCCGAGGAAAAAAGAAUCAGUCGGCACACGCCGAUUGCGGAGGACUUGUACAAAGUUGUAUCACCGUCAACUUAUGAAUACAUCUUGAACCAACCUAUAGCGUGUGAACACAAUCCGGAUCUGGUAUUGAUGGUUCCGGUAGCACCUGGUGAUAGCGGGUCGAGGGACGCCGUUAGGAAUUCGUGGGGACAGCGAGAUUUGGUCUCUAACGUCAAAAUGGUCAAACUCUUUUUCGUCGGUGUCUUGAAAGGAGAAGAGGGAGAGAAUGCAAUAAACGCUCUGGCCGAAGAGAACUUGAAGCAUGCUGACAUCAUUCUGAUGGACUUCUUGGACAGCUAUCACAAUCUGACUGUGAAGACUAUGAUGAUGAUGAACUGGCUUGUCACUUAUUGCCAGAGUGCCUCAUAUGUUAUGAAAAUUGAUGCAGAUAUUUUUUUAAAUGUUUAUUACCUCAUCAACAUGUUGCCUUUUCCUGCAAAAAAGAAUUACAUCAUUGGCUCAGUCAUCAAUGAUGGCAUGCCUCGUAGGGAUGAAAAAAGCAAAUGGUAUUUGUCAAAAGACAUCUAUCCAGAUACUUCAUUUCCACCCUAUGUUUCGGGGGCUGGGUAUGUUUUCUCAGCAGACCUUGCAGCAAAGAUAUCAAUGGCUUCAAGAUUUGUGCGACCAAUUCCAUUAGAAGAUGUCUAUGUGGGAUUAUGUCUGAAUAUACUGGGUGUCAGGCCUGUAUAUGGCAGAAGCAUGUUUUGGCUGCGAAAUCUCUUUGAAGUACGUCACCUGGACUAUGACAGAUGUACUUUUGCCAAACUUGUCCUAGUUGUAGACUUUCCUCCAUCUGAGCUCUUGAAAAACUGGCCAGAUUUUCAAAAAAACAAUGGUACAUGUUAAUAGCCUGCAUGUACAGCUGUUUGUGACUUGUGUGACUUAUGACUCAAGUAGCAUUACACUGAAUACUAUUAUAAUAAUAAUAAUUAUUAUUAUUAUUAUUCAGAGUUGUUGUUUCCUUGUGAAGUUUGAUUACAGGGGAAUCCAAAUUAAGGAUAUGCAAUCCAAAUACCUCUUUUGCAUUCCCAAAUGCUGGAAUGGUGGUUAAGCAUGUAAGUUUGUUUCUCUAUGAUAUGCAAUCCAAAUACCUCUUUUGCAAUCCCAAAUGUCGGAAUGGUGGUCAGGCAUUUAAGUUUCUCUUUGGGACCUGUGGAUAAUUCUACCUCAAUAUGUAUUUAAAUGCAAAUGUGUAAAUAAGUGCCUUGUUUUAUUUGCCUUAACUUCCAAAUAAUAUGAUAUGUGUA
Molecule: messenger RNA, 1444 nt
Organism: Alosa sapidissima (American shad)
Lineage: Eukaryota; Metazoa; Chordata; Actinopteri; Clupeiformes; Clupeidae
Gene: b3galt8
Product: beta-1,3-galactosyltransferase 8
Exons: 1
Coding region: 72-1043 (323 amino acids)
Cellular component (GO): membrane
Molecular function (GO): N-acetyl-beta-D-glucosaminide beta-(1,3)-galactosyltransferase activity
Source: RefSeq, a predicted model, not a curated record